Clonostachys rhizophaga is the source of this 1626-nucleotide messenger RNA. NCBI's taxonomy places the organism in Eukaryota, Fungi, Ascomycota, Sordariomycetes, Hypocreales, Bionectriaceae. The record is from the annotation of a GenBank genome assembly.
AUGCCCCGUGAUCAGGUUUUCCAGGAGGGUUUGCCAGCUUUGAAUCCCCAGCCGCAAGCACCGGACUUGCUCUAUGCCCCCGCGGUCCGAUCCAUCAUACCUCUAGAGGCUGGGACGGCACUUGGAAACGGCCCUGCCAUAAACGCCCCAGAGUCAUCAUUGAUCCAACUAAGACAGAGUGUUGCGUCCACCGCGGAGGCUGUCCCAAAUGCAGUGGGUGACCGCACAACCCAGUCUGUCACCACCCUUCCUAGGGAAUUGCGGGUGGUUCAAAGUGAUGUCCAGCUCACAAAAAGAAAGAGGGGGAAGUUAAACGAGGGAACCCGACAAAAGGUUAAGCGCGUUAGAAAGCUCGGCGCAUGCGUUCGCUGUCGAGUAUACCAUGAAUCUUGUGAUGAUAAUCUACCAUGCAAUCGUUGCCAGCAAACUGAAUUAUCAGCUACAAUCUUCACUCAGCCCUGUUAUAGAGAGCCCUUGGAUAAGAUAAUAACCUUUAGGGCAGGUAAGGACUGGGUGAAAACUGCACGUUUAUGCGCUUCAGGUGACUGUGCUAAGAUAGACAUAGGCAAUAGUCGAGCGAAUCAAACAAGAUCCGAGCUACCGCAUUUGCGGUGGGCGGCGGAUAAUCUAUCGCAAAGGAUCAUUCGAGUUCAGUAUCCAUUUACGAUUCACUCAGACACGCCAAGACCAACAAUGCCUAUCAUCUGCCAAAAAUUCACCCCUAAGAGCACAGACAUCCUCAAAGACGUUUGGGAAGGAGAGAAUGGGGACAGGCUGUAUGACACGGAUGCCACUACGAGCGAUUUGGAAGGAUACAUCGAAGAAUGUUCAACGCUUCUUGACAAUGAUCUAAGAGCCUCAGCUUCGGAUGACAUAUCGAAACACACGUUCUUAGAGGCGAAGCGCUUUGCGUUGGCUAACUCUGAUUCAUGCGUGGCUGCCGCUCUAAAGAUAAGACUGAUUUCCUAUUUUUGUCAGGAAAGCGUGAUAAUCGUUGGGGACGAAACACUUGGGAUAGCAAAAGUCGAGGAUACGCGAUUCCCAAUAUCCGGCCAAGUUCCAGUACCGAGUGUGCUGGACUUUCAGAUCGACACAAUAGCCAUCCACCUCAUGCUCAGGCUCAUCAAGAGUGUAGUUUCUCGCCUCAAGAAAAUCAUAUAUGGCCGGAGAAACAAAGAGAAGUGGUACGAGGUAUAUUUGACAUGCUUCAUUCUACUGGGGUGCCUCGAAAAGGUGUACUCUCUGCAGUUAGGUUAUAUGGGAAUGGGUGAUGCCAUGGACAAGGAUGUUGUGAUGCACGUGAAUUACAUAUCCAGGUCGAUGAUGGAAGAAUGGCAGUAUUCGGCAAAGAAUCUCAUUUUCCAUUUCCGCUGCAUUCUUCGAGGAAUGGAUCCAUUUUCAUUUGACUGGGAAGGGCCCCAUGAACGGAUUGGAGAAGCUGCUACUGCGAACCUCGAUGACCCGGCAAUACUUUAUCUACGACGGGUCACCAGCCUUUUGAAAGAGCAGAAAGAGAAUAUCCGUGCUGCUCGAAACCGUAUUGGAGAACCGAUAUCAUGGAUAUCGGAGCUGUUUCUACCUGAUGACGGUAGCCCACAAUCUGUAACAUCUGUUACAGAAGCAUAG